GUUUUUCUAACGGAGGUUAAGAUCUGACCUUUGCAACAUGGCGACGUCCAUGGCAAGUUUACAGAUAUGUCGAAUUGGCUCAAAGCAUGUCGUAUUCGGGGUAUUUAUUCAACAAAAAAUAUUCAAACCACCAAUAAUCUCACAUACACGAUGUUUUAUGUCUAGUUUCGGUGUGUCUACAUCAUUAAGGAAACUUCCCGAAAAUUACGACGCAUUUCAGGGCAAGAGCUUUAGAAAUGUUUCAACUUUGCAGUCAGGAUUUGCCGUGUCCUCAGAUUUAAAAACACAGAGAAGCCAGUAUGAGGACAAAGGUGCGUUUCUCACGUUGCUGUCUCCAUCUACAUUUUCUGUGAGACAUUAUGGCCGUCGGGUGAGGACCAAACCUCCGAAGAUUUCUCAUUUUGGAUACUCAGGUGACCUUCGCACUUUACCAGAAUUAGCUGACGAGACCAGGUUGUAUCAGUAUAAAGACUUGGAAAGUGAAGUGGAACAAGAUGAGGUUCUUAAAAGGCUGACCAGCUUUGAGUUUGCAUCAGGGCCGGACAAAAUUGCCCACAAACAGGAACUUAUUCUGGAUCGGAUCAUUGAGCUGUUUGGGUCUGACAGUGAGCUGGAGCAGACAAUUGCCUUAAAGACGCUAUCAAUCAGGCAAAUGAUUCCAAUGUGUAUAAAACACAGAACGAACAAAGUCGCAAAGAUUAUCCUGCUCAAGAAUAUUUUCGGUCGCCGCAAGAUGCUGACAGAGCUGAGGCAAAUGGACCAUGAGCGUUUUGAGUGGCUUCUGAGAGAGCUGAAGAUUCGCUACGUGAUCCCACGGGACCGAGAGGAGUACAAGGGCUGGAAACACAACCUGCGGGUCUCCACUCAGCAGAGGGCACUUACCAAACAGAGGAGGAAGCUGGAGAAGCUGAAGACUCAAUUUGAGGAAGAAAAACAAGCAUUCUAUGAACACAAGGCAAAAGUUUUGGCUGAGAUUGAUAAAGAUUUAGAGAGUUAUGGACUCACUAGAGACUUUCUUGAGGAGCUGUUGGUGAAGGAAAAGGAGACGAAGAAGCCACACAAGAUCCUGAACUGGGAAGAGCGAGUGCGUCUGGGCAUGACAGACAAAAUUACCGAGGAUUAUUAUGGAUGAAAUUUUUUAAAAUUAUGUUAUCUGUAUAUCACAUAGUAAACGGUGAGAAAGUUGGAUGCUUAGGGAAGAUGUUAGCAUUGACAAUUUAGAAUGGAUUUAUUUUUUAUAUCAUACAUCUUCCUGAAGGUUCGAGGCUCUCUGAGGACUGAAAUAUUUUCUGUAAUACUAAUUAGUAGUGGUACAGUGUUUUCUCUUCUUCUGUGUGCUUUAGUAAGAUCAUAAAGUACUGGAAAGGGUUAAGUACUGAGUCCUGAUAUAUGUAGUCAUGUAAAAGACAAAUGUAUUUUGCACAUUAGCCACGAUUCAAGAGAACUGGCCUUUGUAAAUGAAUAAAUCUUGUUUUCAGUGGCUACACUUACAGUAGAGUUGAAGAUAAAAAGUUAUGUGAUAUUUGCUGUUUGAAAACUUGAUGUGAGAAUUGUGUGCAGUGGGAAUACAGGUAUUUGUCUGAAUAUUGAUUUGGCAGUAUGCAGUUGUGACACUGUUGUGUGAAUUUUUAUACAUUUGUGAAGUAAAUAUUUCAUGGUGCUCCAUGCUUUAGUUAAUGCGUGAAUGAAGGAAACAAUGUAAAUUUGUGAAUUGGCUGUUGAUUGGGGAAUGUUUGAAGUUGAAGUUCAUUUAGUUUUGACAAUAGAUGACCAAGACGGAAAAAAAUGUGAAUAUUGAGAGAAAACACUCGUAUGAUGAAUACUUGUUUAAAAUCUAAUGGAUGUUUGAGAGUCAUUUUGCAAUUUUGAGGCUUUUCAACUGAGUAUCGAAUGCUUUUUUAUAGUAGCCAUUGCACUCGUAUUUUUUUGAAAGAUUAUUAUUAACUUUGAAUCUUGAAUGACUUGGUUUUACAAUGAUUCAACAAAUAAAAACGAAUUAGUUUGAA
Messenger RNA from Aplysia californica (California sea hare), 2006 nucleotides. RefSeq names its product 28S ribosomal protein S15, mitochondrial. Gene Ontology annotation, biological process: translation. The record is from RefSeq and is a predicted model, not a curated record. The transcript has 8 exons. Lineage: Eukaryota; Metazoa; Mollusca; Gastropoda; Aplysiida; Aplysiidae. Gene Ontology annotation, molecular function: structural constituent of ribosome. Bases 38 to 1132 code for a protein of 364 amino acids. Gene Ontology annotation, cellular component: ribosome.